Molecule: messenger RNA, 5251 nt
Organism: Paramuricea clavata
Lineage: Eukaryota; Metazoa; Cnidaria; Anthozoa; Malacalcyonacea; Plexauridae
Source: the annotation of a GenBank genome assembly
ACGAAAAUACUCAACACUCGAGACUAGUUACAACCCGCAACACACAUUGUUCUCUCUGGCCAGUGCCACUAUGUGGUAAUCGCAAGGAACAUGCAGAAACACAUGAUGAUUCAAUUGAUGAUAAACUUGUUAAUUUGGAUGAAGUGCGACCGGAACCAAUAAUUGCUGGAGAAAUUAUAAAGAUUUCUGAAAACUCUAAUUUUAGGAAUUAUCAACGCUCUGUUGAAGAUUUUCAGAUUCCUCUUUCAGAACGGUUGCUAUCGUAUACCAUUCAUCAGCAUCUAGAUGUCACUGCGAUUGUAAAUCCAAUGUCAGUGUUUUCGUCAACCCCCUCAGUGUCUUCGAUAUGUCUAACUGAAGAUUCGAACGAUAUUUUUUCUGAGUCAUGUACGUUUUCUCCUGUUGAUCAGCUGACUAAUACUGAGUUAAGAGUGGAUACCACUAGUGAUGACAGUAGCGAAAUUUCUGCUACCGAUCUUGGAAGAACACCGAACAUACCAUCUCCUGACAUAUCUAAUACUUCAGAGCUGUUGGACAAAAUGAUCACAAUCCCUCCAAAUGCGAAUCAAAGGUAUUUGUAUAUUAAACUUUUGUGCCCGAUGCGAAUUACAAGUAUAAUUUGUGUUUUAUAGUUUGAGGUGUUUCAAAGAAACGAUGCGACAAGAGCCACCUUUUGUUGCAAAUUUCUAAAUACAGGACAAAUAUUGCAAAAAGCGCAUUGAUUUGAUACUUUUAAGCAAUUUAUUGGUCGAAAUAUAGGUUAACAAUUUGUCGUCUACCUUUUCAUAUAUAUUUUAAAUUUUUAAGAAAUUGAAACUAAAUUUUUAAUGCAUGUUCGAUUUCUGCCAGAGGACUUAUAUUGUUACAAUUAUCGCAGCCAUUCCUGGUCGGGUGUAAAAAUGUAAUAAAUUUACACUCGGAAUUUCUAUUCACAAAAACCUUUCAACAUUUAAUUCUUCCGAGUAGGAUGCCCGAAAUCCUGAAUUUACCCAUACACUCUACGACAGCCUUCUGAUCAAACUUGUUUAUGGUCCCCCACCAAUGUUCUGCCUUAGUCGUAAUCUCGUACCCAAAAUAUGCUCUCGUUAGCCGACCUUCAACCGUACACGAUCAGUUUAUUUCUACCAACCAAUGGUCGUUUGCAGUAUAUCAAUUCUCGAUUCCUUCUAUGAGCUUCUCCAUUCACAUCCGCUCACGUUGCAUACGACGUUGGAUAUAGGAUUGCUUCACGCACCAUGAUGUACCUAGUAAGCUAUAUGGAUCUAUAUUAUUAAUUCCUCCGAAAUCACUUAAUUUCUUCAGGUAUUUUGCAAGUUCUUUAAUUGAUCAUAAUGGUGGUGAAGUUAUCUUAACAAGCUCAGGAAUUAAGCUGGUCAUUCCAGAAGGAGCAAUCGAUGUUGGAAAAACAGAAGUAGUUUACCUUGCUUUGCUUGGCAACUCAGAGUACGUCCCAAAAGAAUUGGAUGAUGAUGAAACCUUGCUCGCUCCCGUUGUGAUGUGCGGUCCACAUGGACUGCGGUUCAAGAAAUACGUUCUUCUAAUCGUACCACAUUGUGUUGUAGUUUCUGAUGAAUUGGAGACAAAAUUUCGAGGUUUGAAUUUUAAUCGUGUAUGGGCGUUGUGUUACCUUUAUCUUUCUGAUCGAUUUUGAAUAUUAGCGUAGUUAAUUUAUAUUCGUUUUGUGAUGGAAAAACUUAUUUAUUUAGCAAUGCUUUUGAUCCGUAUCAUUGCAAAUAAUAUAUAUGCAUCUUUUACUCUUAAAUUAAACCAAAUAUAUUGAAUGUUUUGGCUUGCAAAUUGACGUAGAACUGCAUGUAGUAAAAUUUAAAUGUUCUUGAAAAACCCUCUUCUAAAAUCAUUAAUAAUUCAUGAAUCAAAAAGAAAAAAAAUCGAUAUUUACUUAGUGAAGGAAAACGUCCAACAGGACACUUUGAAACUUUCUAAAGUAUUAAUACUUUGAAAUCAGAAUUUCCCUAAUUUUGAAGUAUGCUAUUACUUUUGAAACAACGUAAAUUACAAGGUGUGGGAAUUCAGUUCAAAUACGUGACUUCCGACGCUACCAGGCAAUUUCAAACUCAUUAAUAAUUCUCAUCCAACCAUGUUGCUUUAUUUUGUUUGCAUGAUAAUACUAGAAACCUGGUAAAGUAUGUUCAUCCAGUUCUAGGACUUGAUAAAAAUUAAUUUAGCCCUUGCAUACUGGAUCAAACUUCAAGUAGUGAUUUAUUGGCGUAUGAGAUGUCAUUUCAAAUCCUUUAAUUCGGACAGGACAACAUUUUAAGACUUCGCAUUUUGAUUCAAAUUGUGCGGACAUGAAAUCUUGUUCAGUCCCUCAUAGUUGGAUUUUAAAUAUUACUUCAAAGUUUGCGUGCACUAGUUAACAAAGUUUUCUUGCUGCAUGCUCGUCUUUUCAAAACGCCACUCGAACUUUGAAAUGGCGGUAAAGUCCCCAGUCUUGUGUUUGAACUACUACUUAUAAAAAACAAAAGAAAAGCUAUCAAUUUGUUAUAGAAAAGGUGUCCAUGAAAGGUCUGCUACUUCUAGUUGAUUUUACUGUGUUGCCCCUCAAAACAGUAAUUUGUAUUAUUUUUUAACUGAAUAUAUUUUUGUUUAUUAAUUUUAUCUGAUAGUUCUGUGCAGCGAUACAGCGCCGGAAAUUGUCCCAGACUGGAAAGAAGUUUUCAAUGUCGAUGAGAAACCCAACAAAGAUGUGUUUUGUUGCAUGGGAGAGCAACAUUUCAGCCUAUAUCUUCUUCAUUUCUCUUGGUACACUAUUUCUGGAGAAGGAUCUGCCAGAAAUUUCAGUGUAGCAGCAUACCAUACGAGCCUUCAUCAACCAAAUGAGGAUUUUAAAGUGAGAGUGUAUUUCAUUCCAAUUUCGAAAAACUCUUCUGCAGGUCAGCAGGUAAGGUUUAUUCUAUAUUCUUAGCAAUCAAAGGUUUUGGUAAUUAAACGAAUGUGUUUUUCUCCAUUCACAAUGGAAUAGAGAACAAACAAUGGUCUGGUUACCUGAAACAAUACGAAAACGCUACGAAAACUGAUUGGUGUGGAGGGAGCAUGAGUUUGGAAAAUAUAACGACAACGUCAAUAACGACGUGGUCAUCAAUAAUAGCAAUUAUACUCUAUUUAUAAAAUGGGAAGCAUCACUUCCGGUUAAAUGGCGGACGACGGCGAUUGGCUGAGAAGCACUUUCGGCGCUCCAUUAUUUUCCAUUAAUGGCAUUAGCGGUCGAUGGGGGAAAACAAACACAUGCAUUUUAAAACAAAACAGUAACACUAUCUGCGAAUGGUUUCUAGUCGAAAAGAAGGAAUACAUUGGUAUUUUUUUUUCUUUGACCAAAUGUGUACCACGCUACUAAUAUGCAUUUCAAAUCAUGCAUUCCUUUUUUGUUUCAAGUAUAAAUGCCUAUAAUUGCCAUAUAAUAAACUAUCUAUUAAAUAAUUAACCUCGCUUGCUUGGUAUGUAAAGAGAAAUAUCGGACCUUAGUCUUUUUGUACAAACUUCGCCCAACGGACUCGGUUUGUGCAAAAAGACCUCGUUCCGAAGUCGUGUGGGGUGAUUAAUAUUAAUUCAACGACUAUUGUUACAUAAUGGUUGUUUGUAAAAAAGAUAAUUUUUUGUUAAAUAACAGAGAGUUGAUGAAUCUGAAAAGAAACUUCAAGGAACUCUGAGUGAUGGGCAAAAAAUAAAGAUCUUUCACAAAAAGGGUGGUCAUAUAAAAGUCGAGGCAACUGAUAUCAGUGACGGAUGGCAAAUAAUUGGUGAAAAUAUUCAGGUAGUAAACAAAGUGGGGGGUUCUGUAGCGGGUGGUGCGUUAAGCAACUCGCUUGUAAUGUAUUUAAAGAGUGUGGACGAAUGAUUACUAGCAUGUUAAUAAAAUGUUUACAGUUUAAUACUUUGCUGGUGUUUAUCCAUUUCCCACAUAUAUUCCUUCUAACAAACAGUUGAGUGAAAUUUAACCACUGAUCUGAAAUAAGACUGGAUAACGCAUCUAUAGUAUACAAAAGUGAAGCCGGAAAUCACUGGCCACCACCCGAGUUAUAAAGUUAUAAAGCCAUAAUACUCCAAAUUUUUUGCUCACUAUUCUUCGUGUAUGCUUCUAUCUUUGUGAUUGUAAAAUUGGCCCGGUCGGAAACGUAGCCAAGGCAAAAAACGCGAGAAACUACCGUCUGUAAUACAAAUCUAUACAAAAGUGGGACCCCAGAAUCGGGUGGCGGCCGGUAACUUCCGGCUUCACUUUUGUAUACUAUCGAUGCGUUAUCCAGUCUUACUUCAGACCAGUCACCAGUGAUUUUAACCAGUGAUUUUAAUACGUUCUCGAUAUAUAUUCUACUAAAGUUGUUGUAAUGCUUGUGAGACGUAGAUAUUGUACUUAUACGCAUACGCAGUGAGAAUUUUGUGUUACGACAAUUCCUGACUUAUAGGAGUUUGCAAAGAUUCCGGGUGAAUUCUACAGAGAAUAUCCCAGUUUAUUCAAAAUUACCCAAAAUCAUAAACGACAAUAGAAAUAGAGUAUAAAAGGUGUAUUUGAAUUCAUCGUAUUUACAAGGUUUUAUUAGAUUAUCUUAGAGUGUCCACUACUUUAACACCAUCCUUGGUUUUCCUUGGGGAUGUAUUCACCAUGCUUAGAACUAUUAAACAAGGAAUAAUAAAAAUCCAGACAUACAUAUGAAAAUUUUUAAACAGAACUAAGCAAUUGCUGUGCCCAAGCUAAAAUCAUUGUCAACGCAUUAUGGAUACUGAAAUUUCCAUAAAAUUUUCAUCUAUUUUCCAGUUCCACAAAAAGUUCCAUUUCAUUUCAAAAAUGCCAUAAAAUAUGGAAAUUUUCAUGAAAGUGGAAGCACUGUCAGAUUCAAUAAAAACGAAAAUGAAACAGGUUACGAAGUUGCAUACCAAAUUAGAAACAGCUCAACACUGACGUCAUCGUUUUUAGUUUAAUAAAAUUUGACAAACAAAGGAAACUCAAUCAAGUUUCUGAGCCGACUAAUAGAGUAAUUUUUUAAUGUAUAUUAUUUGGCCGGUAAUGGCUGUAAAUACGUUUAUUUAUGCUUUUCAGACCGAAGGUUAUAAAGAACUUUGUCACAGUCUUUACGAAUCACCCAACCGGACAUUCCGUUUUGAACACGUUGCCCCGAGACCAGAACGAAUAUCCUGCACGUUUACAGUUUAUCAAGAUGAAUGUAAAUUUGACACUCCUGUCGAUAUUAGUGUGUCGCUGCAUUUUGAGUCCGAGGUAAUUGUGUUCACUCGAUAA